AUGUCGCAACGCCGCAAAGGAAGGCAGGCACUCGCUGGAGCGGGACACCAGUCGACUGCAGCAUCCUCCUCGAAGAAGAGCCUGCAGCAAUCGUCUCCGUCUCUUGUAUCCGUGAACCUUGCACCGGUAUCCCUGGUCUCCCGCGACUGGGCACCCCUUGCGAUCAUCACCUUUGCCGUGACGAUAUUACAGAUUAUCGGCCUGUAUCUAUUCAGCAGCGGGUUCUUGUUGACCCGCUUGGAACUGUCUACGCGAAGCGAAUGCAUCAGACCCGACUCGGUUACAGCUGAAGUCGGCUCCUGGUGCAACCAUCCACCUCGAUACAAGCGAGCGGUGUUCAUGGUGCUUGAUGCCCUGAGAUAUGACUUUACUCUAUACAAUGAGACCCUUGCGGAAGCUCUGGCAUCUGGGGCGGACAACAGCACAGUACCGUUCUAUGCGAAUAGGCUGCCCAUCUUGCAUGAAACACUGCGAGGGCACCCUCAGAAUGCUCUUCGAUUCCGAGUGCGUGCAGACCCUCCGACCACCACAUUGCAGCGAUUGAAAGCUUUGACCACAGGAACGCUACCCACGUUCGUAGACGCUGGCAGCAACUUUUUCGGACAGGUCAUCGGCGAAGAUAGCAUUGUCGACCAGUUCAGUCGAAACAACAAGCGGAUAACCUUCAUGGGCGACGAUACGUGGGAGAACAUGUACCCAGGUGCUUUGAACGAAAGCUACCCCUUCCCGUCUCUGGAGGUCUGGGAUCUCCAUAGCGUUGAUAAUGGCAUUUUGGAACAUCUUGAUCCCGUAUUGGAUCGGACGCCGAAAGACUGGGAUUUGCUGAUUGCACACUUCCUCGGAGUGGAUCAUGCGGGGCAUAGAUACGGCCCUGACCAUCCCGCAAUGGGCGAUAAGUUGACCCAGAUGAACGGAAUCAUCAAAAACCUGAUUAGCAAGAUAGAUGAAGAAACGGUUCUCUUCAUCAUUGGGGAUCACGGGAUGGAUGACAAGGGAGACCAUGGAGGUGAUAGCGAGAAAGAGGUCAACGCCGGCCUUUUCAUCUACAGCAAGAAGCCCUUGAUCGAAACCCGAAACAAACAUGCGGAGGAGUUCGAUCCCUUUGUUUACCUCGACGGUGCGCGCACAACUCCACAAAUCGAUUUCGUGCCCACAAUAUCAAUGUUACUUGGCGUCCCCAUACCGUUCGGCAACCUCGGAAACGUGAUUGCCGAAUGUUUCUUUGUCGAACAAGACGGAAGAUCGCCCUCACAGAACCUGCUGGCAGCUGCGCGCAUCAACGCGCGGCAGAUAUAUACCUACAUCCGCGAAUACAGCCAGCAGCGCCUCGCCGCUAAAAUGGCCAUCCACGAGCUGGAGGAUGUCUUCCAAGCGGCGGAAGAUGGUUUCGAAGCGCUCCCAGAAAGCGCGAGCUUUGAGCAGGUCCAGGAGGUCUAUCUGCAAUAUGUUUUCUUUGCCAGGAAGGCCCUCGUGGCGGCUCGGAAGUUGUGGGUGCGCUUCGAUGUUCCGUUGAUUGCCAUGGGAUGCGUGGAGCUUCUGCUUACGAUUGUGUCGCUUAUCACGUAUGCGGCCGUUCACUGGGCUUCCGAACGACCGGUGCCAUGGAUCGUCGCUGGAUCUGGAGCGGCGCUAGGGGCUGGGCUGGCUUGGAGUCAAACGUUCCACAAACUGUUGAUCUCGUUCGAGAAUGUCGGGGACAGCGCUCUGCAGCCAACGCAUGAGUAUCUAUUUUCGACAACAUUUGGACUCAUGGUCGCGUAUCUUAUCGGCACCCUCGUUCAGUGCGCGCCCUCGCUGUCGAAAAGACCGACAUCAGCCCGGGUAACGACCUGUGUCGGUAUCGUGUUAAUUCUCCUCCACACGAUCAUCCCCGCCUCGGACAGCUUCACGGACUGGGAAGAUGCCAUCACGGUCUACUUGCUGCAAGCUUUUGGACUCGUCAACCUGAUAUGGGCCAUUGCCGUCGAAAUCGACGCUGUGCGGGAUAAUCUGAUCUUGCUCUCCGCUGGGUUCAUGGUCCUGACGCGCAUCAGCCAGUUCUCAAAGAUCUGUCGUGAGGAGCAGCAUCCGUGGUGUAUCCCGACGUUUUACUCUUCACCGCACUCGUCGAUCGCCGCCCCGUACAUGGUGGUCCUGUUGAUGCUCAUCAUACCAGUGGUCUCAUUAGCCCUUUUAAAAUCACUACGAUCCUCGGAUAACGAUCAAGCCAUGGGAAAAACCGUCCCCAAAGCCCUGUUACCGCUUACGCUCUUCGUCUCGGCAUUGUACUGGGCACUGGACACUCUAGACAACCAGCACAUCGCAGCCUAUGACCCGAUGAACCUCCCCGAAGUGAAAUUCUGGGUCGCUCGCCUGGGCAUGUGUUCCACCGGCCUAGCGAGCCUGUUUGCAUGGACCUCCGCCUCACGCUGUGUGGGAAUCGAGCUGAUCCAGACAUCGGAGAUGGACCAGAGCAAACGCGCUGUGUGUUUCUUGGGGAUCCCGAACGCGGUUGGAGGGUCGUAUCUGGUCUUUUUGGCCGUGGCGUACACCGUUCUGAGUUUCUUUCAGAAACCGAUGGGCGGGGUGAUGCUUGGAGUUGCGUUCUUGCAGAUCUUGUGUUUGUUGGAAAUGCUGCAUCUUUGGAGGGACAAGGCUUCCGGCUCGAGUAAACCAGAAGUCCCAACAACCCCCUGGAUCUUCUUCUUCCUCGUCGCCAACUACCUCCUCGGCUGGCGCUAUUAUUUCGCCACCGGCCACCAAAACACGCUCUCGAGCAUCCAAUGGGACAUUGGCUACGUCGGCGUCAAACAACUCACCUGGUCCAUCUCCCCGCUCCUCGUCGUCCUCAACACCUUCGCCGGGCCACUCCUCUUCGCACUCGCCGCGCCGCUGUACGCCAUGUGGAAGCGCCCGCUGUUACGAGGGAACGAAGGCAAAUUCGUGAGGGAUGUGGGGAUGGCGGUGUUGAUGCAGCUUGCGAUGGUGGGUGCUACCGCUGUCGCUGCGACGUGUAUGGCGGGGCAUUUUAGGAGGCAUUUGAUGGUGUGGAGGGUGUUUGGACCAAAGUUCUUUUUCACGGCUGUGACGGCGGUUGUUGUCGACUUGGUGGUGCUGGUGUUUGGGACUGGGGCGAUUGCCAUUGCCGUGAAGGGGUAUGCGAGUUAUCUGUUGACGAUGAAGGAGUAUGGGGUCAUCAAGUAA
Molecule: messenger RNA, 3183 nt
Organism: Fimicolochytrium jonesii
Lineage: Eukaryota; Fungi; Chytridiomycota; Chytridiomycetes; Spizellomycetales; Powellomycetaceae
Exons: 3
Coding region: 1-3183 (1060 amino acids)
Biological process (GO): GPI anchor biosynthetic process
Cellular component (GO): endoplasmic reticulum membrane
Molecular function (GO): mannose-ethanolamine phosphotransferase activity
Source: RefSeq, a predicted model, not a curated record